This is a messenger RNA of Eremothecium gossypii ATCC 10895, 1407 nucleotides long. It is a transcript of the gene GDS1, whose product is annotated as Gds1p. Lineage: Eukaryota; Fungi; Ascomycota; Saccharomycetes; Saccharomycetales; Saccharomycetaceae. The transcript has a single exon. The coding region runs from base 1 to 1407 and encodes 468 amino acids. The record is from RefSeq and is marked provisional.
AUGGCGCUUGCUGAUUCCAGACCUGUUACCAUCACAACUGUUGAGAGCGAGGUUAUUCGUAACUCAAAAUCUCCUAUUUUCCACGCUAAUUACCUUAAUGAAGGCCGGGACGAAGAGCUCGUGCAUGGUAGUGACUCGAGUAACAGUCCCAGCUCGUCAAUUGAUGACGAUUCUGACUCACAGUCACCCAAGUCUUUAACGGAAUUGGCCUCCAAGCCCAAGAGCUUAAGUUCAACGUCGCUGACGUCAUCAUCAUCGUCCGUUGCCAUAUCAAAAAUAGUGCCCGUUACGGGGGAGCGACCCAAACCAAAAAAUAAUGAACCUCCGUUGGAUGACGAAGUUCUGCAUGCGGUUUUUGUUAUACUAUGGGAGAAGGAUCCUCAGCAGCACGGCAUGACUGUAAAGCAAUUAUGCGAUCUAUUGGUAGAACGUCAUCCGGAAAUGGCUAAUCUAUCUACCAAGCUAUCCAAUCUCGUCUCUGCGAAACUGAAUGCAUAUGUUAAAAAAGUUGAAAAGGGUGAGAAAGCCCUCACUUACGCUCUAUCUCGCGAAUGGUCAGAUGCAUCGCCAAGAAGAAUGGUGUAUGUAUAUCGUGGUAUACUGGCGCCAGAAUAUCAACAGAUGGCCCAAGCUGCAUCUGCGAAGCAGAAAGCAAAACAAUAUUCUGCCAGUCCGAAACAGAAAAAGGCACCGGGCUCUUCUAGUAUAAAUGCUAAAUCAAAUCAGCAAAUGGAAAAUAAUCAGACUCAUCCGCAAGGGCUUGAGUUAAACUCAACACUAGUUGAUGCAAAAAACGCUGGCAAUUUCACCCGUACGUUAGCAGUUAAUAAUAAUACUUUCUCAAAUGGGAUUUACGGGAAUUCCGAACUUAAUAUUCCUUACUCUACUUCUCCCGUGUCACUGGGGCUCACGAGUAAUGUUUCCAUGAGCAAUAGUGCGGGUAGCGGACAUGCGAUCAAUGAGGGUGGAAAACGGGCACCUGGCACAUUAGACGAACCACUGUCCAAAAGACCAAAGAAAGACGGUCCAGUACACAUGGUCUCGACUGGGAGGGUUGCCCAGAGUCGAUCGUACAACCCACCCCCAUCUGCACCCCAACAAAGCUAUGUCACUGCGGCAGCCGCGGCUCCAAGGCUUUCUAAACUUCUCCCCACUAGGGGGACAGCUACCCCCACUAGCGCCUCUUCAUCAGCGCAGUCCCCUUCAAGCUUUAAUGCCGCAACGCUAAUUGCAGAUAUACACAAGGCAGUCAUCGCACAGAGUCCCAUCAUAAUGAAAAUGGACCCGCAGGAUAGGGGAAACGAUCUCAAUACAUGGCUCAAAACUAUCCGGGGCGGGUUCCUUACUGAGGAGAUUGAUUCGCCGGAAUCGGUGACUGUUGACGAAUUAGAUGAAAUGUUCGAUUGA